GCCCUUCCAGGUCUUAGCCUUAAUCUCAUUAAAUCAGGCAAAUGUCGACGGUGUCAGAGAAAAAUCAGCAAAAUGCUUCAAUAUAGUUUUCGAUCGUCAAUAAUUUUGAUACUGUAAUACUUGUGCAUCUUAAUCCCACUUUGUUUGUGAAGAACUGCCAUUAGUCUUAUCUAUGAACUUUUGUGUUCUCAACUUUUAAGUGAAUAGAGAGAGCUUGUUAGGGAAGUAUGAAUAUCUUAUGGUCAGUUUUGCUGCUGGUGGUCAUCAUAGCUUGUGGUGGUAAGGCCAAUUCGGAGCUUACCAAUAUAGAUUUUGAUGAAAUCAGAUACAUGAACCUGAGCGCUGAUCCAUGCGAAAACUUUUACGAAUACACAUGCGGAAAUUUCAAAAACAUCUACCCCCUGGAAGAUGGAGAUCUCCUCUUAGACCAAUUCAAUUUAUUGGAAGACAAAUUGGCCCUUGUAGUCCACGACAUUUUAACGACCGAAAUCAACGAGGCCGAUCCUGAUGCACUCAAUAAAGCCAAAGGUGCUUAUUAUGCUUGCAUGGACAAUGAUUUUCAUGAUAGUAUUCAAAUGAUUAAUCCAGAAGUUAAUGUAAUAGGAAAAUAUAAAGGUUUUCCAAUAAUUGGACAAACAAAUGAGGAAAUUAUUGAAUCUACAGAGCCCUUUGGAUGGAACGACAUAGGAGAUUUAGCUGCUGAGUUUGGUAUAAGCAUUUUCUUCACACCUAGUCUGACUUAUGAUAAUUUAAAUGCCUCAAGAAAUCUUCUUUGGAUAUCUGUUGAUGGUAUGGAAAUUCCUGUCCAAUUUCGGCCGACAGCAUCACAAUCUUACGAAGACGCUAUAGAGGAAGGUUUCAUUCAAAUGGCUCAGGCUCAAAAUAAGAGUAAUAAUGGUAGACUAAGAAGUGCUACGAUUUCAUCUAUGGAAUUGCUAUUUAGGAAAAUGGUGUUGAAAUUGAAGAGGGUUUUGGGAAGCAAUCGAAGCGAUGCUUACAUUUUUGAUAGGGUGGCUAAUAUAUCUAAUUUUCUGAUUGGAAUUUAUCAUGGAGGGUGGAUUCCAAAUGGAACUGUUAUAAGCCCGAUCGUCAAUGACACAAAUGCUUCAACUGUGACACUAAAAGAACUCAAUAAUUGGACUAUUAAACAUUUUGGAAAUACUGUUCAGUUAGAUUGGGUAGAAUAUGUCAAGAGACUUCUACAAUACACUUAUGUCGAAGUAAACGAAGACUUUCUAAUACUGCGUCCCAAUGGACUGGAAAAUUUCAUCUACGGUGUUUUAAAUUGGGUGCGGAUGAACGAUGAGGAAAUUGUUAAAAGCGCUGCUCUACUUAGAGCUUUUACUUACAUGGCUCCGGACAGUGACUCGGAAACUAGGGACUACUUUGAGGAAUAUUUGAGAGCAACCAAGAAAACUAUUCUUCCAAGGUGGAAAUAUUGCACAAGAAAACUUAUGGAUGUCACUGGCACGCUUUCUCUAGGCGUAGCAGUGACUUAUGAAUAUCAAUUGAAGCAUUUCAGUCAAGCUAAAAGGGAAAAUGCUUUAUCGCUUAUAAACAACCUCCAAUCCACUUUUAAACAAAUAAUAGAAGAGACUAAUUGGAUGGAUGAUGAAUCAAAAGAGGCUGCUCAAAGCAAAGCUAAAAACAUUAUUACACUUUUGGCUUAUCCCGAAUUCAUAAACAAUCCAGAAACUCUGGAUUACUUCUACGAAAAUUUGCAAAUAACAACUUGGAACCACUUCGAGAAUGCAAAGAACAUUCGAGCGUUUCAACAAGCUUAUACGUUGAACAUGAUUAAGACUAGAAAUAGGAAAACCUGGGAAAAAUCUCCAUUUGUUGCCAAUGCUUAUUACAAUCGUCAGAACAAUAGAAUUAUAUUUCCAAUAGCCAUGCUAAAUCACAUAUUCUUUGAAGGAUCUGCAAAUAUUUUGGACUACAGUCGCAUCGGUAUGAUAAUCGCCCACGAAAUAACCCACGGAUUCGACAGACAAGGAUUCUUAUACAACCCAGAAGGAGUAAUCGAGCCUUGGUGGUCCAACGAAACUAUUGUCAAUUUCAGAAACAACUCUCAGUGUUUCGUUGAUCAAUAUGCCAGCUAUUUCAUACCAGAAAUCAAUGGCACAAUUAGUGGAACUGGCAGCUUGAAUGAAAAUUUGGCUGAUAACGGUGGACUUAGAACGGCCUAUAGAGCAUUCAAGGAAAAGAUUUUAUCGACAGUUAGGAAAAGUUAUCCAGUUUUAUUAGGCUCAAAGGAGUUUACGGCUGAACAAAUGUUUUUUGUUGGAUAUGGAACGAUGUGGUGUAGUUCCGAAUCGAUUUCCUACCUGAAAUCGUUGCAAACAUCUUGUGAAACGACUUCGACUUGUCACGCCCGCUCUCAGAUGAGAGUAAACGGAGUGGUAUCCAAUAUGGAAGAAUUUGCUGAAGCGUUCAAUUGUCCGGCGGGCAGUCCCAUGAAUCCGGACACCAAAUGUCGGUUAUGGUAGAUUGAAUAUGUGCAAACUUAAAUACCAUAUUUUUUCUUUUAAUGUAGAUUCAAAAAAAAAAAUAGAUUAUUGCUCUAAUGAAUAAAUUAUGUUCUUAGUUCUA
Ceutorhynchus assimilis (cabbage seed weevil) is the source of this 2592-nucleotide messenger RNA. Lineage: Eukaryota; Metazoa; Arthropoda; Insecta; Coleoptera; Curculionidae. The record is from the annotation of a GenBank genome assembly.